GGUUGCAGACGCCGCAUAAUGAACUUGUUGCUGUGUUAAUUUGCGUAGGAGUUGGUUUUUCACCACUUUUCUGUGUGGACUUUGAUGGAAAACAUUUGAAUUGUCAUCGACACAAGGAAAGUGAAGUGUAAAAGAGGAGCAAAGGAAUAACUUUAGAAAAAGAGCAUGAGCGCACCAUCUUCAGGUCGGAUGACCCCAGUGGACUACGGUGUCCAGAUCCGCUUCAUCAAUGAACUCAACGACACUGGCGGGGGGCAGCCAGGGCCCAAGACAAAGUCCCAGACCACCUCCAAGUACGGCGUGGCGGUCAGGGUGCAAGGUAUUGCUGGCCAGCCAUACGUCGUCCUGAAAGACGGAGAGAAAGGAGACUCGUAUGGGGUCCAGCUCAGGACCUCCCCUGGUUACAAUAGCCUUCCCCGGAGGAGAGAGAAGGCAGAGCCCGGAACACAAGGGGCAGAUGUAGAUGGCGGGCAGGGAGGUGCACUACGCCGGGCCCAGUCCCAUGGGUCGCUGCUGGACAGGGACGGAGAGGGAGGGGCAGGCGAUGAGGAUUUUCAGCUGUCUAGGCCACCGGGGGAUGGAAAGUCCGGUAGUUAUGGGAAUCUGGAUGGAGGAAUUGGGGUAAGUAGGGAGAGAGAGCAGGUUCGGCAUGUCGGUGGUAGAGAGGGUGGCGUGGAAAGCAAUAUGUGGGAUGGUUCGUACAGAGCAGGGCUCAACCGGUCAAUGGGGUCAGUGAGAAGCAGUGAGUCCUACCCUGACCCUCCCCAACAAACAACUCAGAGACAUACUCCUGUCAACAGACUCAUAAACAGGUUUGAUGGUGGUAACACUGGUGGCCAACAGAGAGGACUCCCUCCUGAACAACAAGAUCCCAGAGCUACAGCUCCUCUCCUCACCCCCAACGCCUACACCUCACCUCCGUCCUCAACUCACAGCAGCCUGGGACGCAGCCAGGCCGCUGUCACCAAAUUUCCCGCACACUCCACUAACCAGUGGACUUCCCCAGGGAGAUAUGCCGCUGCAGAGACACCACACGCCAGUCUGACUGAGGCACAAGUGACUCCUGACCUUUUGCUGGACCAGGGUCAGAGUGCAGAGAUGACCAUUGAAGAGGAGCAGGUCAUGCAGACUAUACACAACAUCCUGAGACAAGGGACCAACGAAAGUGAUGUUGUCAUCAAGCACAAAGCCAAGGUCAUCUUUCAGAAGGUUCAGAAUCUAAAGCCCAAAGAGAGACCUCAGGAAGAGUGGAUGAGAGAAAAGUGGGAGCUUGAAAGUAGGAUUGCUGAACUACAAACUGCCCUGCAAGCGGAAAGAAGGAACUCUGUUAGCAAUUCUGAUCCUGCUCUGAAAGCUGAGCUGGAGUCCUGUCUGGAUGAAAAUCUGCAGCUCCAGGAGAUGCUUGACCGGAAGAAGAAAGAAUUAAAUGAAACACAAUCAGAGCUGACUCAGCUGCGUAUGGACAGGGAGAGCGCAGAGGCUCGGGUCAGAGGAAUGGAGGACCAGCUGGCUGAGCUUCAGGAUGAACUGAGAAGAGAGAAUGGCAACAAGACGGACCUGAUGUCUUGUCAGGCACAGCUGAUGGAGGUGUGCCAGCUGAAACAGAAGUUGGAGGAGACACUGAGACAGAGAGAACGGGAGCUAACGGCUCUCAAAGGAGCUCUGAAGGAAGAGGUGGCCACACAUGACAAAGAGAUCGAGGUGCUCCGAGAGCAGUACAGCGCUGACAUGGAGAAGCUCCGUAGCAGCAUGGAGCAGGUGUCUCAGUCUCACGUAGGGAUCGAGGCAGAGCGCUUGCGUGUGAAUGCGUCCGUUCGCUCCCUGCAGCAGCAGUUGGAAGACUGUAGAGACGAGAGCAGCCACUGGAUGGAGCAGUUUCACACCACCAGAGACGAACUUCGAACAACCAAACAAGAACUCCUGCAAACCCGUCUGGAAAAAGAGGAGUCUGAGGAGGGGCUAAAGGAGCUCCAGGAGAAAGUAAGCACCAUGAAACAACAGAUACCAGACCCUGGCCACACACAGACUCUCCAGCAGGAACUUCAGCGGUGCAGUACUGAUCUACAGAAGGCCAAGUCUGAGGUGGAGAAGCAGAGGGCAGUGUUUGACAAGAAGGUCAUGGAGGUCAUCUCCAUCAAAAAAUCUCACCAGGAACAGGAGGCAGAACUCAAGUAUGAGAUUGACAGGCUGAAGGACCAAUUACAGAGGGCCAGAGAGGAUGUUGCCAAGGCACAGGAGAAAAACAAACGGCUCCCAGACCCAGCCAUCAUCUCAGCUCUGGAGGAGAAGCUCGGAGAGACACAGGAUGAAGCUAGCCAGCUCAAAGAGAAACUCUCAUUAGCUGAGGAGGAAGUGGAGGCCAGUAAAACACGCCUCAGUAGAGCUCAGAUGGACGUUAAAUCGCUCCAAGAUGCCCAGCAGGAGCAGGAGGAGGCCAACACACGUCUCAAAGAGAAACUCUCACGGUUAGAGGCUCAGCUGCAGGCCAACGCCACAGAGAGCUCCGAGGCAGAGAUCGCCCUCCACACUGAGGUGAGAAGAUUGCGGUCUGAGCUCGAUGAAGCCAAGAGAAAAGCCUCCAGACUGAGCCAGGAGCAACGUGAACUUAUUCUGCGGGUGGAGGAAAUGGAGAAAGACAAGGAGACACUCAAACAGACCUUCAACCAGCUGGAGGAGACCAAACGACAGCAGGAAAGCGCUCUGGAGAAACUCAACAAAGAGUAUGAGUCUCUGACCGUGUCCUCAAGAGAGGAGGCGCAGACUCUCAGAGUUCAGCUGGAGGAACAGAGAGAGAGAGCACGCAAGGAAAUGCAGGAGGCGCAACGUCACGGAAACGACGCCCAGGGUGAACUCGAAAAAAGCCAUAUAAAUCUAAGGAGACUGGAGGAAGAGAUGUCACGACAGAAGAAGGAGCUCCUGCUUGUAUGUGAGGAGAGAGACAACCACCAGCUGGAUAAAGAGCUUCUGACCAACAGACUGCGCCACCUUGAGGGAGAGAUAGAGGCCAACAAAAACGGCCACAAUGAGAAAACCAGGGAAAUUCGCAUCCUGGAGGACAAGCUGAAGCGCGUGGAGUUGGAGCUGGAAGAGGAGAGAAGCAGCGUGGAGAUGCUGACCGACCGCGUGGCCAGGAGCAGAGACCAGAUCGAUCAGCUCCGCUCUGAGCUCAUGCAGGAGCGAUCCUCCAAACAGGACCUGGAGCUGGACAAGAACGCCAUGGAGAGACAUCUGAAGGAGCUGAGGAGUCGUGUGGCCGAUAUGGAGGGCCAGUCUCGCUCCUCAGCAGGAGUCUCCCAGCUGGAGAACAAGAUCCAGGAGCUGGAAGAACGCCUACGGACUGAGGAAAGGGAGAAGAACUCUGUGUUUGCGUCUCAACGACGUCUGGAGAGGAAACUAAAAGAUCUCAACAUGACGCUGGAUGAGGAGAAACAAACACACACUGAACAGAGAGACCAGCUCGCUCUGAGAGUCAAAGCUCUAAAGAGGCAAGUGGAUGAAGGAGAGACCGAGCUGGAAAGGAUAGAUGGGCUGAGGAGAAAGGCCCAGAGAGACAUGGAGGAACAGAUGGAGCUCAAAGAGGCCUUGCAGACCAGAGUCACAGCACUGGAAACUGAGCUCAAGAGAAAAACGCAAACAGCGAUGCGCCCAGCUUUGGAUUCAUCAGCUCUCAGUUCAGAUGACGAUGACGACAGCCUGUAUGACCCCUCCACCAUCACCUCUAUCCUCACUGAGAGCAACCUCCAGACCAGCUCCUGUUAAAACAGCACUUCAGGGACAGGGUUGGGUUGGGGGGACGUAGCACUGUUAAGGGAAAAAAUGGAGGGAAGUGUAAGUUAGAUGUUUUGUAGUCUAGGAGUAAAGUCAAAAGAUAGAAUUGUAUUAUACCACAGACAAUGAGGGAGGGGUGCAAGGACCAGGGAGUUAAAUUACAUAUUAUAGAGGUUAGUAGGGGAAGGAUUUUCCUCACCCAGAGUGUAUGGAAGGAAACAAAACAUCCUCUGCAUUUCAGGGUAUUUCUUUCAGUCUGCAAUGUACACAGAUGUACUCCAAGGUACAGUUGGAAGUACUCCAACAUGCAAAAACUCACUACCCCACAAAGUCAGAAUCUGGAUUGUGAGAAGAGAAAUGAGACUAGAAGCACAGAAAAAUAUAAUUUAAAAAAAAAAAUAUGUCUUGCAUUUCUUAAAUAAAAUUUAAUAUGUCAAACCAUUUCAGGGUUGUGAUUCUGGGUUGAGCACUUAACGGUACCAAGUCUGGCUUUGACUGAAAAAUCAGACAUCCUCUCAUCAUCUCUUAUAGUAGACCGUUUAUCUUGGUUGACUUCAGUUUUCUCUGUAGCACAGCCGUCAACUGACUGAACUCCUAAAUUCUGUACCCCAGCAUGCACAAAUAUUGAGUAGAACUACUGACAAACAUGGACCAAAUACUGACGUUGAGUGCAUUCAUGAUCGCCACAAAGAGUAAUUAUAUGCAAUAUAACACUACAAUUCUCAUGCUGGUUUUCUGAAAGAUUUUCCUAACCAAAUGGUUUACCUACCGCAAAUUAUUCGUAUUGAAUGAAAUCUGAAAUUUGUUUACAUAAAAAAAUAUAUUUUCAUGUGUUUUUGGAAUAUAAAUAUAUAUGUCACUUCUGUGUUUAUUCCACCGUCCAGUUUUUAAUGUCACACGGUACACAUUCUAGGAAUUCAGAAUUAUAAAAUAUGACACUACUUGCAUCUGAAAUGGAUCUCUUGUACAGGGAUACAAUAUUAAAUAUUUGAUUGUAACCUCAUGUUGGUGUGAAGGUUUAGAUUAGUUUUGUCUUUAUUCACUGUAUCUGAAGCAGUUUCCUGGUAGAGGUGCAACACACUUUUUAUGGUUU
Messenger RNA from Perca flavescens (yellow perch), 4861 nucleotides. RefSeq names its product cingulin a (gene cgna). Gene Ontology annotation, cellular component: myosin complex; bicellular tight junction. The record is from RefSeq and is a predicted model, not a curated record. Gene Ontology annotation, biological process: microtubule cytoskeleton organization. The coding region runs from base 166 to 3759 and encodes 1197 amino acids. The transcript is spliced from 20 exons. Gene Ontology annotation, molecular function: microtubule binding. Lineage: Eukaryota; Metazoa; Chordata; Actinopteri; Perciformes; Percidae.